Messenger RNA from Pleurotus ostreatus (oyster mushroom), 1401 nucleotides. RefSeq lists its product as uncharacterized. Lineage: Eukaryota; Fungi; Basidiomycota; Agaricomycetes; Agaricales; Pleurotaceae. Gene Ontology annotation, molecular function: protein binding. The coding region runs from base 1 to 1401 and encodes 466 amino acids. The record is from RefSeq and is a predicted model, not a curated record. The transcript is spliced from 5 exons.
AUGGAACCGAUCGGUACUGGACUCUGGUUUGAGAUGCCCACUCCCCCAACACUGCCUCCUGAACUUUGGAGACACAUUUUGUCUUACAUCGACAGCUCCCUCCUCCUUCCUAUUUGCGGGGUGAACCAUGUUUUCCGUGAUGUUGCUUUGGACCAUCGUCACAGACAUCUCUGGCUCGGCUAUCUCUCGGAUACUAAAAUUCUCCUGAUCCAAAGCUUGAAGGAUCCUUGGCUUGCAAAGCGGGUCAAGUCAUUAUAUUUGGCCACUGGAGCCGUGGGUGCUCGAGUGGAUGCCUCGCGCCUGGCGCUGCCAAAACCGAAGAACCGCCUAGGCUACUCGGAUAUCCUGGCGUCGUUCCUACCAAGUGUGGUUCGCCGCUGGGUGACUAACGUUCCAGUGGAAGUAAUUGACGACAUUCAGUCGGAUGCAACGUCGAUGAGCGCCGAAUCACUACUUCCAUUGCUGGAUGUAGUACUCGAUCAACUGAAGAACGUUUCCGAACUGGAAAUCAUACUAGACCACGCCGGGAAUCUCGACUUCGAGCUUGACUUUCUGCGCAAGCUGUACUGCUUGUUUGUCAGUCGAAAUAUUCAGGCACUGAGCCUACAAUUUUACGACUACAAACUAUCUUUGGUCUUGCCGUUAACACCAUUCAUUGGUUUGAGAAAAGUGUCCUUGACUCUUCUUCCGCCGUUGAACCCUUCCCCCCUGUCCGCCGACGCUUUUUCUGCGCUCCAUCAGUUUCUUGAACGCAUUGCUCCCUCAGUCGAGGACUUGUCCUUUGCCACACCAGACUUCGACAUCGUCAAGCAGCUGGCCUCAUCGCUACACUCAAUCACCAUGCCCAACGUUCGGGAGCUCGGGACUCCUCUUAUAUUCGAUGAUCUUGGCGCAAUUCAGAGUAUGGGUUCGAGGUACCCAUGCCUCUCCGCAUUGAAACUGUACCCGUGGAGUCCGAGAAUAGCUCCGGCACUCCCACUCGGGUGUCUUCGGCUUUCCGGACUGCGUAGUCUCACACUGUCGCUCUCGGAUAUACGCGACGCCUCCUUCUUCGAACCAUCCGGAUAUCGCCAACUCGAGGAACUAAAUAUCAGCAAUGCGUUAUCACUCGACUUAGAUUGUCCGAGUUCUAUCUUGUUUCGGGAAAUACCUUCGAUUGCCUUUCUCGGUCUUUUUCCUGUUCUCCACACGCUCGACUUAAGCACCGAAUCUGUUAAUACUUUGACAUCUGAAUUCGACUCAGAUGCCCUUGUCGAGCGACAUUAUCCAGAUUGGCACGUCUCUGUAAUAAACUUGAAACUCAGACUUAGACUCUCCGAGUCUCCCAAAGCUAUCGCCCCCGUCCUGCAACGGUGUAUUCCCAAUCUGAAGGUCAUAAACGUCGAAAGCCUCUCGUUCUAA